GACGGGGUAAAGGUCAUACGUCACCAACACAAACCCCUGGGUGUUCUAGAUGAUCAUCGCGACCCCCAGGCCUGACGAUGUCGCCCCUGUGUCGCUCAGACUCAACUCCGAGAACAUGAACACUUUCAUUCACACUUUUUUCUCCGUCAUCCCAUCGAUAUGAGGCUGGCCUUUGUGUUCGGCCAGUUCUGUCCCCGACCCGGCGUCCGCCCUUCCAUACCGAUCUCGUCUCUUCACAGGGCGUUUGUCUCCCAGCCAAACGCAGGACGCUGGUGGUCGACUUCACGCAAUAUAGCUGGCCGGAAUUCCACAUGGCGGGCAUACCGCUCUUCGCGGCGAAUACACUUGCGAGCCGGGGGCGCAGCUGCUUUGGGCACCGCGGCCUUCUUCGAACUUGCCCAGGCGGAUAAUGGGGGAACAGACAAGACUGGCGAGCGUCGCAUGCUCGAGGCGAGCAGGGCCGAGAUGCACAAGACGAUUAGGCACGAUGAUGGGGUUCUCUCGAAGCUGUGGCACGGUCUUGUUAUCGUGGUAGAUCGCUACAUCGUCGAGCCUUUCUGCACCGCCCUGCGAUUUCUACACCUCGUCGGCAUCUUCGUGCCUGUCAUUGUCGCCGUCCCAGCUAUCUGGUUUGGCCCUCGACAGCCCGAUCGAGAUAACGAGAGGAGUGGGACCUUGUGGUGGUAUGGCUUCUUGGUCCAGGCGAUGGAAUGGGCUGGGCCGGCAUUCAUCAAGCUAGGACAAUGGGCGGCGUCGCGAUCCGACAUCUUCCCGAACGAAAUGUGCGACAUCAUGUCCAAACUCCACUCCAACGCCCCCGCGCACUCGAUGCAUGAUACGCGACGGACCAUAUCCGAAGCCUUCCAUGGCCGGAGCCUGGAAGAAGUCUUCCAAGAGUUUGACGAGACGCCCCUCGGCGUCGGCGCCAUUGCACAGGUGUACAAGGCCAAGCUAAAACCACAGCUUGCCGCUGCAAGCGAUGCCGAGCUGAGCCGGGAGGAAGAACCAAUUCCACUUCGACGCAAAGUUGCCCGCAAUGUCGGAACGGCAUUGAAGAGCACCCCGAAGCACAUCCCUUCAUCGUACGUCGCGGUCAAGGUGUUACACCCGCGCGUGGACCGAAUCGUCCGACGAGACCUCCGCAUCAUGCACUUCUUCGCGUCGGUCAUCAACGCCAUCCCUACCAUGGAGUGGCUUUCGCUGCCCGACGAGGUAGCCCAGUUCGGCGAGAUGAUGAAGCUGCAACUCGACUUGCGUAUCGAGGCGGCGAACCUCGCCACCUUCCGCAGGAACUUCCGCGGCCGCAGCACGGCCUGGUUCCCCUAUCCCUAUACCGACUUCACCACCCGGAACGUGUUGGUCGAAGAGUACGCGCAGGGCAUCCCGCUGUCCGAUUUUAUGGAGAACGGCGGCGGCGUCUUCCAGCACGACAUUGCGCAGGAAGGGCUGGAUGCCUUCCUGCGGAUGCUUCUCAUGGACAACUUUGUCCACGCCGACCUGCACCCGGGCAACAUCAUGGUGCGGUUCUACCAGGCCGAGCAGCCCAGCCUCAGCAUCCGGUCCUCGCCGUGGCACCAGGGGGAAGGCAUCCACACCGGGGAUUACCCUGGCCAGGAUGGCCAAGACGUCACGGAACACGUUCUCGCGCGCCUGCGGCCUUACCGGCAUCGCAAGGACCCGGACGCCUGGAAGGCGGAGCUCGCCAAGAUCGACGCCGAGGGGUACCGUCCCCAGCUCGUCUUCAUCGACACGGGUCUCGUGACGGAGCUGAACGCCUCGAACCGCACCAACUUCCUCGACCUCUUCCGCGCGGUGGCCGAGUUUGACGGCUACAAGGCCGGCAUCCUCAUGUGCGAGCGGUCGCGCCAGCCCGAGUCGGUGAUCGACAAGGAAGUGUUUGCGCUCAAAAUGCAGCACCUCGUCCUCGGGGUCAAGAGCCGCACGCUGGCGCUCGGGAACAUCCGCAUCGGCGACAUCCUGCAGCGCGUGCUGGGCAUGGUGCGCGGGCACCAUGUCCGUAUGGAGGGCGAUUUUGUCAACGUGGUCAUCAGCAUCCUGCUCCUUGAGGGGAUCGGCCGGACCCUCGACCCGGGGAUGGAUCUCCUCAGCAGUUCGCUACCCAUCCUGCGUCAGCUCAGUGCCCAGUCCGGUGCCCAGAUGGCGAAGCAGGGCGACUUUUCCAUGUUAUACGUCUGGAUGGGGCUGGAGACGAGGAGGUUCCUCCAAGCGAGCAUUGAAGAUGUUGAGCGAUGCGUCAAGUACGAUCUCCUUUCUCCUAAUGUAUGAAUACCACGAUAGAGAAGAUGUAAUUGUAGAUAGAUAGCAUGAGGCUUGUUAUUCGGGGGCAAACGGGUGUCCAUCCUUCCGCUCACGCCCUGUUGAAAUGGAGAAGUGCCUGGUGGGUCUUGGUUUGCGUGGCACCUCAGUCAAAUAAUUGCUCGAUAUAUUUCUUUUCCUCUCACUGCCUUUGACACAAACCCUGAAUUUAACCUGCCUCUUAUUGCG
Sodiomyces alkalinus F11 is the source of this 2505-nucleotide messenger RNA. RefSeq names its product ABC1-domain-containing protein. Bases 466 to 2286 code for a protein of 606 amino acids. Gene Ontology annotation, cellular component: mitochondrion. The record is from RefSeq and is a predicted model, not a curated record. The transcript has 3 exons. Lineage: Eukaryota; Fungi; Ascomycota; Sordariomycetes; Glomerellales; Plectosphaerellaceae.